AUGUCGGAAGGAGGCAGCAAGGACAGCUCGGGCAGCGAGUGCCCCGUGUGCUACGAGAAGUUCCGCGACCUGGACGGCGCCAGCCGCACGCUGAGCUGCGGCCACGUGUUUUGCCACGAUUGCCUCGUCAAGUACCUGCUCUCCACCCGCGUGGACGGGCAGGUCCAGCGCACCAUCGUCUGCCCCAUCUGCCGCUACGUCACCUUUCUCAGCAAGAAGAGCUCCCGCUGGCCUUCCAUGCUGGACAAGAGCUCCCAGACCCUGGCUGUGCCGGUGGGCCUGCCUGCUGGGCCACCACCGGACCCUCGGGGCCACACGAACCCCCUGGCCGCCUCCCAGUCCGUCUGGAGGCCAUCGGAGAGCCCAGGGAGGCUGCCAGGCAGCCCGGGUGGGAGCACCCCACUCCCCUUGGACCUGCUGCCCAGCCUGCCCCGCGAACCCCAGAUCUUCGUCAUCAGUCGUCACGGGAUGCCCUUGGGGGAGCAGGACAGUGUCCUGCCGCAGCGCAGCCUGGCCGAGCUCGCCGGGGCCUCGCCCACCCCCAGCUCGGCCAGGUCGUUCUGCUGCCGGUCCAGGGCCCUGCUGCUCAUCACCCUCAUCGCCGUGGUGGCCGUGGUGGCUGCCAUCUUGCCCUGGGUCCUGCUGGUGCGGAAGCAGGCAUGA
This is a messenger RNA of Echinops telfairi (small Madagascar hedgehog), 663 nucleotides long. RefSeq names its product ring finger protein 222 (gene RNF222). The record is from RefSeq and is a predicted model, not a curated record. The coding region runs from base 1 to 663 and encodes 220 amino acids. The transcript has a single exon. Lineage: Eukaryota; Metazoa; Chordata; Mammalia; Afrosoricida; Tenrecidae.